Messenger RNA from Hipposideros armiger (great roundleaf bat), 2080 nucleotides. RefSeq names its product interferon alpha and beta receptor subunit 1 (gene IFNAR1). Gene Ontology annotation, biological process: type I interferon-mediated signaling pathway. NCBI's taxonomy places the organism in Eukaryota, Metazoa, Chordata, Mammalia, Chiroptera, Hipposideridae. The transcript is spliced from 10 exons. Gene Ontology annotation, cellular component: plasma membrane. Bases 1 to 2058 code for a protein of 685 amino acids. Gene Ontology annotation, molecular function: type I interferon receptor activity; protein binding. The record is from RefSeq and is a predicted model, not a curated record.
AUGUGGCAAAAUAUUAACAAUUUGGUGAAUCUGGGAAAAGCGUAUGCAGGAGUUCUCUAUUUUUGCAACUUUUCCCCGCCCCAAUACCAAGGCCCCCGAGUUCGCGACCAGGGGGAGGAAGGGCGAAGGCCUAGAGCGCCUGACGGUGCGCUCCUGCAGCCAUCAGCGGGAAGGGGGAAAGGGAUUCCUGAGCUGAGAGAUCCGCGCAGGAGCACAGGCAACGCGCCACGUCCCUGCGAGGAUCAAAGGCUCCAGUUAGGCGCUAUCUUCCGAGAAGGCACGGGAGGAUCCCGAGUGGGCGGUCUCAGGCCGGAAAACUGCGGCGCCACGAACAGGCAGGGCGGCCUAACACUUUCCCAGGAGCGAACUCGGGCGUGCGCUCUACUGUUCUCCCCCCCCCCAGGAGCAACCCACGUUGCCAGAGGCGCGGGGGCGGGGCGUGCGCGGAAGGGGCGGGGCGAGCGCGGUGGGUGGGGACUGGCCCGGGGCGUUCCCUGUGCACACAGGCUUCCCGCGGGCUGCUCCCGCACUGCGCUGGUGGCCUGGGAUGUGACCGGCCGGGUCUGCGGCGGCCCGAGGACAAUGUUUGCCCACCUGGGCGUGACGACCCUAGUGCUGGUCGCCGGGGCUCCAUGGGUCUUGCCCUCGGCUGCAGGUGAGAGACGAGGGGUCCCGGCGCAGGCUUCGGGGCGCGGCGCGAGGCUGGGCGGGGGCGAUGUUGGAAGCCACGGUCUGGGGAGGUGGCUGGGUGGUAAAAGAUGUCCUUCCGGGAGGCCCCUGGUCAUCCCUGGCCGCAGUGCUCAGAUUGAAACCGACUUGGGCUCGAAUAGCAAGCAAGAGGAAGUAGUGUUCAAGAUCUUAGGCACGCCGCUUGAUUGGCGGCCAGCGUACCCCUCCCCGGACUGGGGGCGCCCUCCCCUCCCGUCCUCCGCCCUCGGCCGCAGCCUCGUCACUCAGCCCAGCGGCACUGGAUGUGCGAGAGCCUUCGUNGUUACUAGUACCAAAUGCAACUUUACUUCACCUGACAUAAAUGUUUAUGAAGAAAUGAAACUGCGUAUAAGAGCAGAAAAGGGAAACAGCACUUCUCCAUGGUAUGAGGUUGCCCCGUUUAUACCAUUUCAACAAGCCCAAAUUGGUCCUCCAGAAGUACAUUUACAAGCUGAAGAUAAGGCAAUAAUGAUAGACAUCUCUCCUCCUGGGACAGAACAUAGUAUCAUGUGGGUCCUGGAAAGUUCCAGCUUUAGCUACAGCUUAGUAAUCUGGAAAAAUUCUUCAGGUGGAGAAAACAGGACUGAAACCAUUCAUUCCAAAGAUAAAAUUUAUAACCUCUCACCAGAGACUACUUACUGUUUAAAAGUUAAAACAAGACUACGACGGCAGAGAAAAAUUGCUUCGUAUAGUCCAGUGCAAUGUAUAACUACCACAGUUGAAAAUAAACUGCCUCCGCCGGAAAAUGUACAAAUGGUUGCUAAAAAUCAGACCUAUGUUCUUAAAUGGGAUUACACAUAUGAAAACAUGACUUUUCAAGCUCAGUGGCUCCAUGCCCAUUUUAAAAAGAUGUCUGAGGACUAUUCAGGAAAAUGGAAACAAAUACAAAACUGUGAGAAUGUCAGAAUCACCCAGUGUGUCUUUCCUCAAAAUGUUUUCCCAAAUGGAAUUUACUAUAUCCGUGUACAAGCGUCCGAUGGAAAUAGCACAUCUUUUUGGUCCAAAGAGGAAAAAUUUGAUAUUGACAUACAAACUCUCAUACUUCCUCCAGUCAUUAAUCUGAAGCCCAUUAAUAACUCACUGCGUGUCUAUAUCGGUACUCCAAAAGCCUCUCAAAACAAGCCAGUGUACCCGCAUUACCUGCUCAUUUAUGAAAUUACUUUUUGGGAAAACACUUCAAAUGCUGAGAGGAAAAUUGUAAAGAAAAGAACUGAUUUUACUUUCCCUGACUUGAAACCGCUAACUGUAUAUUGUGUCAAAGUCAGAGCACUCCUUGAUGAUGAAAAGCGGGAUAAAAGCAGUGUUUUUAGUGAUACUGUAUGCGAGAAAACAAAACCAGGCCUCUUUUAAAAAGUAAAGGCCAGGGGCCGGC